Plodia interpunctella (Indianmeal moth) is the source of this 2577-nucleotide messenger RNA. RefSeq lists its product as uncharacterized. The transcript has 3 exons. NCBI's taxonomy places the organism in Eukaryota, Metazoa, Arthropoda, Insecta, Lepidoptera, Pyralidae. Bases 204 to 2225 code for a protein of 673 amino acids. The record is from RefSeq and is a predicted model, not a curated record.
UGUCCGCAGACUCCGCCACGCUUGAGUGGCGCGCGCGCUCUGUUGCACCGAUCUUUCACCUUCGCAAUAUAGGCGCCUAUAAAACCUUGUCAUUGCAAUUUUGUGACGUUACUUUCAUCCCAACACAAACGCGAAGACAACCAGAUACGCUGAAUAGUUGCGCCCUCAAAAGGAAUUUAUUUGGGUUCAUACCCACUUUAAAAAUGUCCAGAUUCAUAUGUUUGUUAUUAGUGUGGGCGAUAUGUGAAGCCGGCAGCCAAGAGAGCGACAAGGGAUUCGUCGACUCUCUGGAUUUCGCGCCUCUGUUUGGAGAUUCCGGCGUUACACCUCUUGCUUCCCAACCUAUUGCUGCAGCGAUGCUCAAAAUAGAUAAGAGUCAAUAUCCCCAACUAUUCGAUACCGUUGUUAGUAGUUCAAUUGAUUCCUUACAAACUCGAGUGGCUCCUGUGGAAAGUGUGUUUUCCGCUGAAAGUUUUGGUUUUAAUCCAAUCGCUAGUAAAAGCUUUCACUCGCCACAGAAGUCGGCCAGACUAGUUGCUCAACCAAAACAGCAACGUCCACAACCGCAUUUAGUUCCUAUAGGGCAGCAACUCAGCCCUUUGCGAUAUGACAUUAGAACUGUUCACGAUGCCGACUAUAAAGUAUAUAAACCUGAAGAAAAUGAACAAGGCGAGGAGAUUUUGUCGGCGUUGAAAAAGAACCCUUCAGUUGCGGCCUAUUUUAAACCCGCUGUUACUAACGUUGAAGUAGCUCACCCUUUGAAUUAUCGCAAAGAAGAACUGGUUGAAAAUCCCGAAGUAGAACAAAACUACAAGCAAAAUGCUUAUAUUCCAGGACCUCCACGUCUUCGAAGAUACACCAGAGGAAGACAAAGAGAAAACCUAAAAAAGCGCGACGAUGACGACGAUGAUCCUUAUGGGUAUAAAUCUGAUUACAUCUCCAGGCCUAAGGCCUUCGAUAGCGACAUCUACAGCAGUGCAUACAAGGAAGCAAAAGAUCCUAACAAGGAUUACGAAUAUCCAUAUGGAUACGACUCAGGAUACGAUCAUAAAGAAUAUGAAAGAAUAAAAUCUUUAUCAGAGGCACAAGCGGCAGAAAUCAAGAAGAAUCCCGAAAAUUGUAAAGAGGUGAAAAGGGACGAUAUGACUUGCAUGGUAUGCAAAGACGCCAAAACGGGCGGAAAUUAUGAAUCUUGUUCGUAUGUGACUGAACCUAAAAACAACAAAUACGCUUAUUCCAAAGAAAAGAAAUAUGACAGCAAUGACGAACCUGAUGAACCCGAGUCCAAUCAAAAAGAAGAACCAACGAAACUUGCAAAAUACGAGGAAUCAAAUGACAGUCCCCACAAACAUAAUGAUCACCAAUCAGAGUCGAAACCAUAUGCAAGCUAUAAACAGGAGCCCAAGGAUGAAGGUAGCUCCGGGGAGAAUUAUAAGUCCUACUAUGUGCACACCACAAAACCAAAACCAAGCGAAGCCUUAAGAGCUGCUGAAAAUGACAAAUCAGACGAAAAUGUGGAAUCAUUAGUAAAACCUUACAAUUAUAAAAAGGCUAUUCCCGGAUUCUAUACAGAUAACGAACCUAAGAAGGAUGUUGAACACGUAUUAGCAGAAUUUAAGAAAAAAGAUAGAUCAUCAUGCAAAAAAGUGCAAAAGAAUGGAAUGACAUGUUUCCAAUGUAUAGACAAGUCGGGCUUGAAACAUGAGGAAUGCAUGUUUGUUUCAGAGUCAGCGCCCAAGAGUAGUCAUCUUGCUUAUCAAGAGCUUAAAGAAUUUACUUCUAAGCCGCCAGCCCUAGAUGCGUCAAACGAAGGUGCCGAAAGCCAAACAGUUUCCACUAGCGCGCCUCCUGCAAAAUCAGCCGCUUACGUAAUCGCUAAUCCAGGUUAUGGUAAAAAACUUAAACGAAAGAAGGCUCCACAGGCUCUAGCGACUGCUGCUACCAGUCAAGUAGCCAGUGUGUCAGCUUCCCUGACUUCUACACAACAAGAGAAAGUCCAACGAAGCAAGAGGAGUGUUGAAGACGACGCGGAAGCAAAAGCUGAAAUCGUUGACGAAACUAACAUCGCGCCGCCCGAAGAGUUCGCUGGAGACAAUUCUCAUGGUGCAUUCUGGGCGGAAACCAUGCCCCGUUACAGCGCCGCUUUAGGUGUAACUCUCCCUCAAUUUAUGUUAUCUCGAUCAGAACACGAAGCUUCAUUCGAUGAAACUGUUGCCGGUGCGUAAGUUCUAAAUGAUGUGCUUUGUCAAUACAAUCGCAUUAUUAGUAGAGCGUGUCGAUUGAAAAACGCUUUGGACCGAAGCCUGAACAGAAGGUAACAGGUACCUAUAGAUAUUGUUGCGUAACUAAAAAGAUUUCACAGACAGACGUGCCGCUAAGUAGCAUAAAAUGUUUCAAAAUAGUCAAUAUAACUGGAACGUAAAAAAAGUUGAAAGUUUUCAAACGCAUGGUGAAAAACUUUUAGAAUAUUUUAAUUAUAUGCGAUGUGAUAUUAACAUGUUGAACUAAGGACUAUCGUUGUUUGUUGUUAACUAGUUUUAGAUAAAUUGAAUAUUAAAGUAUGUACUUAUUUUGUUU